Penaeus chinensis is the source of this 5132-nucleotide messenger RNA. RefSeq lists its product as uncharacterized. The record is from RefSeq and is a predicted model, not a curated record. Gene Ontology annotation, biological process: regulation of mitotic spindle organization; activation of protein kinase activity; regulation of mitotic nuclear division. Gene Ontology annotation, cellular component: nucleus; cytoplasm. The coding region runs from base 140 to 3190 and encodes 1016 amino acids. The transcript has 12 exons. Gene Ontology annotation, molecular function: protein kinase binding. NCBI's taxonomy places the organism in Eukaryota, Metazoa, Arthropoda, Malacostraca, Decapoda, Penaeidae.
CAGCUGUAGCGACCCCGCGACCUCUAACACUCGAGAGCAAAAUUCAAACGUAAACAUGUCCGGGCUGUAGGGAGCGCUCAGCAUUGGUAGACUAUUUGGGCCUAAAUUUGGUGUUUUUUGAUAGUUUCUGGUAUCCAGGAUGGAAUAUAUCUCCUCGGAAAAUUUACACAAUGGUGGUGACGAUGGAGGUGAUGACCCGUUGAGUGGUAGGUGCACUGCAACCCCUCAGCGGCAAAGGCGCCCUCUACAACAGCUAAAUUUUCCAGUUGUAGCAUCUCCUAGGCCAAAUGUAACUCCAUACAAGUAUCAUAGAUGUCGUGUAAUACUAGAAGAAACUGAAAAUGAAGAAAAUAUAAACCCUUCCAUGAAACAAGCAAAAAAUAGUGGAUUUCGCUCCAGAAUGAAGUCAAAUGCAUCAUCCAGUGAAAACACACCGAAAGACGAGUCAUCACCUUUUGCGUAUCCUUUGAUCUGGGAGACGCACCAGGUCGUCACCUCCUCCCCGUCUGUGGUCAGCCAAGGUGACCCAGUGGCUUCGGUGUCCGGCCUGGAAACCCGAGGCCAGGGGGGUUCCAUCGAGAAAAGCAAGCUGCCAAGGCAAGACAUGGGUGAGGAUUUAGCCAGCCUGGAAACCAAACUGGACAGAGUUAAUGCCCUUGAGAAAGAGAAUGCCAAAGGAGGAGCUGCAGCACCAGGGGAGAAAGGGAACUGCAGGAGCACACCCAGCACCUCGACCAGCUGUAGCAGCAGCAAGAUCGGCCUUGGAAACGUCAGCAGCCUGAGUCACUUUGGGCCGAUGGUUACCCCUUCCAAGACGACUCCUACGCCUCCGCCUUCUGAUAGACCCGUAUUCUUAACUCCGUCAGAGAGAUUAAAAAAAAUGGGUGAUUGCCGAGGAGCCAUGACACCACAACGUCGUAAAGCUAACCACCAGGUCAACCCCUUUGAGGUGGCUGCCGAAUGUCUCCACCUGCCUGCCGUCAGCCCGUCACUCUUUCGCCAAGUUGUAUCCCCUAGUCAGAAGGUAGACAGCAACUUCCAUUGGUCUAUAGAUCAGCUGGCGGUACUACAUCCUGCGAACAUUGAAACCUCGCCCUACAAUCAGGCGGACAUUCAGCAUGACCCUGAUUACGAGCGCCAGGCGCAGGAUGCCAUUGAUAGGUUCUUUAACCAUCACUCUGUUGUCCCAAGUCCUUGGACUGGAAGCCAGAAGUCUGUUAACCUUCUCCAGAUGGUAUGCACCCCAGUCCACCCAGUAUCUAGUCAACCAACACCUCGAACUAAUACAGUUUGGUGCCAAACAGAGCUGUCAAUUCCUCCUGUCUUACCAGACGUUGUUGAGGAAGCAUUAAAACCCUUCUGUACAUUUACACAGGACCAGUUCUGGCAGGGUAGCUGUGAAGAUGAAGGGACAAGUCUCAACAACACAACACUGCGCCGGAAGCUGCUCUUUAGCCAAGACGAAUUGCUCAAUGCUACACCAAUGUGUAGUCCUCGUGGUGCAGACACCCCAGACCCUGACAGUAGACCACCUUCGCCCACUGUUCCUUUACCCUUAGACGAUGAGGAUGAAGUACCCAUUAUAAGUGAAGAAGAAGAUGAUCACAGAAAUCUGUUGUGGUGUGGAACCAUCAUCAAUCGUGGAGAGAUAGGAACCUCGAGCAAAGAUCCACAGUUGGCCAGGCACCCUCCACCAACACCACCGUCUCGCAUGUCAUACUUGCCGAGUGACAAGCCCUUCAGUGAGCCAUUUGCUUUCAGGAGGCCAGAUAAGGAUCAAAGUGAUAGUCCCAUGAUACAAUGUUCACCAAAUCUGUCUCCGGUUCAAGCUCAGCAGAGCAGCGAAGGGCCAGUACUUAUCACCUCGCCAGAUGUGUCACCCAUUCAUUGCCAUCAGUACAUUACUAUUCCAAGUCCCAGAGACAUGUUCAUCUCUGCAUCAUCUCACAUCAGUGAAGAUACUUCCUUUCAUGAUCCAGUUCUAGGACAGCCCCUACCAUCUUUUAGAGUUUCUUCCAGUCAAGACCAUGCUGUAUCAUGUACAGAAACAAGUGCCAAGGACAGUCCCUCCUGUAGUUUGCCUUUCCACACAGCAUUAUACUCAGAUUCAGUUUUACACAAUGAGGAGAUGCUGCCAGCUUCACCACGUUCAGGUUGCUUACAGAGUUCAUACUUUACAAUGAGAUUACAACAAAGUUUAGAGUUUUCUGUAAAGUGCCAGGAUUCAUGCAAUAAAGACAAAAGCUGUGAGAGUAUUCAUGAAUGUGUUACAGGCUCAGAUUUAAGCAGUGAAACUAGUCAUGGUGGUGUUAUUGAAAGACGAAUUGACAAGGAGAACAGUGGUGGCUGUUUGAGAACUACACCAAAGAUUAAGAAAAUACCUUCACCGUGUAGGAUCUUAAACAAUAUUCCAUGUAGUGAAAUUUCAUCUGAGAUAAAUUGUGAAGCACCAGCACAAGAACAGAUAUGGAAACAAGAGCCAGAAGAAGCGAAGGAGAAUUUAAUUCAGGAAUCUAAUGAAAAUCAGCAGAAAACACCUGCAAAGACAGCUGCUGAGCAAAGGAGCAACUCGGGUCACUUCUCUUCUAGUCCUAUCCGGGAAGAUGGCAAUAGUCCUCUCGCAAUGGACACACCAAGAAAGAGAUUUUCUUCCUCGCCUCCACUCUCACCUAUCCUUUGUAGGUCCCUCAUGUUCCCCCCACAUCAAGAGAAUCAUCACUUGAGGUCUCAACCCAAAUCUCAAUUCAGCUUGUCACAGUCAACUCAUAUGAGCAUUGAUAUAGAUGGAAAAAGCUGCAUAGAAGAAGAGAUAAUGAUGGAUGAUGAAAGACUAGGCUUAACUUCGAGCACAAGACAUGUUGGCCAAUCCCUGCAACAGCCCCGUACCACUACCACUACCACCCUCCGUAGGUCCUUGUCAGUGUGUGACAUGGAAACUGACUCUCUUGAGGUGAAUGUGAGUGGGGAAGUGCCAUCACAGGAUACAGGAUAUGUAACUGGUAGCCUGCACUCAACCAACUUCAGCAUGUCAACAUUUGGAAAUGAUAAUGGCACAACUUCAUCCCAGACUCAUCUAAAAGACUGUCAUGUAAACAAUUUGGCAAAUACUACUGGUUUAUCUAUUGAUCCUUAUACUUCCAAGGUUGUAUGUAAUACUGAAGGGGGAAGUGUUUGGAAGGGAAGCUUGUAAUUUGGGGUAUCACACUCCUCACGGUGAAGACUAUUUUAGUUGAUGAAAUGAACUUUGUACUAUUAAAGACAUUUUUGAUAUAUUAUAUUGUCUUUCUGUAAUUUAUUUCUAAUGGUACCAAAGCAGUAUUCAUGGAACAAAUAUUGUCUGUUGUUAUGGAUCAAACUAUACUUAAUGUUGCUAGGAUAUAUUUGGUAUUUGAAUUUAUAGUAGACAUACUGAUAAAUUUUCAGUCUGGGUGCUGUCAUAAAACAACUCUGGUACAGAGUUUUUUUCUACUAAAUAUUUUCAAUUGCACUGCCCAACCAUAUCUUUGUUUUCUUGCUGUAUAUUAUAUUGUUGUGAUAUAUAUAGUCUGUCUCUCUUUUUCUUGGUGUCACUUUCCUGAUUUUUUUCUGUGUUCAUUAGUAUUAGAAAGAAUGAUCUAUAUACCUGUCCUUUGAUAAAUUAUGUAUCUUGACCACCUGUCAUGUGUUCAGUGUGUUACUGAUUUUCGUGCAGCUGUGAUGGUUGAUCUCUCUAACCAGCUAAUUCUCAGCAAUUUAUGGUGCAUGUUCAUACUUUUUUACUUCUGGACAAAUGAUGCUAAUUGGCAUACACUUUUGUUUAGAUUGUGGUUAAAUGGUAUUAUGUAGCAGAAAGUAGUAUUAGUGACAAAAAUAAGAUUCUUAUUUGAUGUCAGAACUGUAGGCUCACACUUCAUGUAGAAUUCAUUUAUUGUAGAACUCAUUUAUAUUCAAAGAUAUUGCAAGAUUAAACUCUGGUUGUAAGUAAUGUUUAUUAUGUGACCAACAGAUUACCAUAUUCUUACUUCAAUGUAAAUAAUUAGAUGGCACAAAAAUGUUUUACAUUCCUUGUAAAAUUAUUUUUAAAGCACUAAUUAAAGCAGUUAAAGCAGGUCAAAAUACAAACCUUGCACUUGUAUAAGUACUUUGGAUAUAGUGUUGUACUCAACCACAACUGGUUGAAACAUUAUAAUACAUAAAUUAACAAACAUUAUGGAUCUAGUUUAAACCAUUGAUGCUGGAAGCGCAUGCAUUUUUGCACGGUCCUCUGGUUUAUUUUAUGGAUUUUCUCCCAGGCACAAUUGUUAUUUUUGUUACUAUCAUUAUUGUUAAUAGCAUUACAUUAAUAAUGAUAAUAAUUAAGCAUGUAACAAUGAAAUUUGUAAUAGAAAUAAAACUGUAUUUCCAAAAAAAUUCAUGAAAUGGGGUAGACAGGUGAGAUCAGGCAGACUUUAAAUGAUUCCUUGGUGACUAAGUGCUUGUGAACCUAUCUACGUAUUAACAAACUCAAUAUAGCAAAACCACAGUGUACAGAGCAUCUACCUUGUACCAAUGGGUUAAAUUUGGCUCUUAGGGUACCAUGUUACACCUUUCAUAUUGUACAUUGUGAUCAUAUGUGAAGGAAUAUCCUUCAGAAUGUAUGUUGUGUGUAUGUGCAUAUGUAUGUUUAAGUUUUUUUCUAGUAUGUGUAUUACCUCUUCUUUUUUCCUGUCUCUGAGAAGCUAAAUACCUAUAAUCCACAUGGGGAUCUGUGUUGCAUGCCAUCGUUUAUUACCUUUGUGGACAGUGUAGAUGGUAUUAUUUUACAGUUAUAGGUACUGAUUGCCACUUUGUGAUAUUGUUUUUAAACUUGGUAUUUACAUAUUUUAUGCAGGAAGAAAGAUAUGCUCAAAAUGGUUGUGCAGGUUGUUUUUGUUAACACAUAAAGAGCAUGUUUUGUGAUUUAUGUAAUGCCACCCCUUAUAUACAUUUUAGAUUUAUUUUUACCCUUAUUGCAAUAUCAUUGUUUUUAUUUGUAGAAGUGCCAAUAGCAUGUAACCUAUGUGCCACAUUUCAUGUAGUUGUCUACACUGUUGCAAUAUGUUGACACUGCUGCUCAAGUACAUAAUGCUCUCUGAAGUACUUGACUCAAUGUGGUUGGAAUAAAGUCAUUGGAA